CCAACUAUUGCCCUGUGGGACAAAACAGUAAAAAAUCCAAAUUUCUCAGCUCUUUAAUGGAGAGACUGUUAGAAAACGAGAUCCACAAGAGCCACGGUGGGAUCUCUCUUUUGACUCUUUCGACUUUUGUCCCAAGUUCAAUCUGACACCUUGUAGAUUCACAUACGCUACAGUUAGUCUAUGUCUCCAUACGACAGUCGUGAGCAUGUUAGAGUGUCUCACUUGCAUGCAUUUCUCUGUGCGGUACGUCACUGUCAAGAGCAAACAUUGUGAACAUUGUCUCAAACGCUCCAUCGACUCGGGCAGAACGAUCUCAGAAUUGCAAAACUAAGUUCCAAGCUGCGUCCUCCUCUUCGAAUGCUCAAAUCUCCCAAACGUAAAGUUGGGGAACACAUUAUGUGGACAGCAAAUUCAGAGCAGAUGCUAGAGUAGAGUAGACCUGCCAACUGCGUAAGACCCUUGACAAAUGUUGGUCUCCAGAGUCCUCCGACCCCACAGAGGUGAUGCUGCACAUUCCAAAAACAAGUAAAACCAUUUGCUGGGAGGCGGGACAGUAAGGAGGAUACGAUAUGUGCAUACUGUAUGGAGUCGUAGAAUCUUCCUGUCGGUGAGGAUUUGAACACUUGAUGGACUAUGAGGACAGCUGUUGGAAAUGCGUAAGAGUUAAUGCAUCGACAGCAUACAUACAUACAGUACGAAGGUGCCAAACAAUCUCUCUCUCGUGAUGAACGAGGUGAACAGCACGCACUCAUUCACGUACAGGAUGAAGGCGAAGGUGUCGUGGACUUGCGAGCUCUAACGUGGACCGGAUCGGACCGGCAGUUGUCACUCCAUCGCCCACCAACGGUCGAAUUACAGGAAAAACCAGAUGCUGAGGGCCGCCGUGAAGUGCAUGCUCCGGCUGUGAGCUCGGCUCGACGGUGACGUGAGAGGAAAAGGCAUUCAUGCGGUCGCGUCAGUAGUAGCCAUGCAGAUUGUGAUUGGCGCAGUACGAGUACAAACGAAAGGACGGGACAAUCGGACAUGCAGGCUCGCCGAGCAGAAGAGUUGGGUGGAGAUUGGAGUCCCUCGUAAAUGAUCAAGUGUUCUCGCCUGCUUGCACCUGAAAUCCUCAAUCCACGUCAAACGGAGACCAAACCGUCUCUGUCGUUUGUCUUUGGACUGAGGAGCUCAAUAAUGCCGUGUACAGCAAUGGGGCCCAUGAUUAUAUCUCUUGUAUUGCAGUUUUCUGCUUUCAGGGGUGCCAUGCAGUCGAUCUAAUAUCUGCCAGAGACCCGUAGUUUCGGUUCGAGUGUUUGUCUAGUUGAGACAGAGCGAGUACUUCUCAAAUCCUGCACUUCUCCCAGACCUUGCGUGUAGUGGUGACAGAGUGAGCCGAAUUGAUCAUUUUCUGAGUUUAUCAAUGAGGAGAGUUGAAGGGGCCUCUUGCUUGGCAGAGCAUUGCAGAAGAUCAACGGAAAUGUCCACCCCCAUCCCCUUAGGACGAGAGUGAAGAGGCAAACAAGAGUCUGAGCAGAUUCAAGUGGUGGGUUAUUCCAGUUCUUGUCGUGGUCCACCGCGCAAGUCCAUUUUCUGUCGUCUAUGUCCAUAUCGUCCACGUGUCGUACACGAACGGUCAGUCCGAUGCAAGCAGUCUUCAGCGUAGACAAUCCAGCUGAUGUUAGGUGAUUGAGUUUCUUGAACAAACAAAUUUCAGAAACUAGUUUCCGGGGUUGAUAUGAAAAAUGGCACUUUUCAGCAGUCUGUUCAAUCCGGAGGCAGUUUUUACUCUCGCCUCGUCAGCUAAAAUCUCAACUCUAAGUGGAUACCUUGAGAAAGCCUGGCUCUUGGUUGAAAACAAUUUGAACAAAAUGAAGCGAUAUCCCACCGGGCCGGUUCCCUGUCGUGACGACCCCUCUUGCGAUGUGCGUAUAACCAGCAUGCUCCAACCAGGACCGAUAAGUAUCUUCGCAUUAUGGGGUUUAGUGAUAGUAUCCUGCAGCACCUUCCAGGUUUUAAAACUGCUGGCCUCGAGAAGGAAACCCGUGAAGCCAAUCAUUUAUCACGGGACGAAACCUUUGAGUACAGAGGAAGUUCAAAGACCCCCUAAUACGAAUUCAGUGACAAGAGAAGCAGGUUUAAGUGAGUGCGACAUACGUUUGAACGUAGAAGGGCAAGCAGAACUGCGUUUCACGGGCUAUAAAACAACAGUUUUCGGAGAAUGGUGUUACCUUCUCUGUUGCCUGGUAUCCUUACACUGGAUGGCAAUCUUUGUACUUAUAUUGGUGGACACCUACAAUGGCUGUCAAGUUGGUGGGAUUGACAACUUGUGUUUCUUCGGUAACAACUUUAUUUUCGGUACAUACGAGUUGAACGGAAAGAUCUUUUUUACAGUUUGGUGGCUAGCGGUAUUCUGGUAUACAACGUGGGUACUGAAUAAAGGAAGAGUUCACAAUUGGUUCAGAACGCCAUGUCCUUUUGAUAAGGCAUCAGUAGUCUACAUUUGGGCAAAGGAUGAGAAGCAAAUACUCUCUGUCAACGUGUUCAGCAUCGUCCACUUCCUGCGUAACGUAAAGAGGCAGUUUAUUUCGCCAAAUACAAGGGGGCAUUUCGAUUGCGUGAAAAUCGAAUCUACUAAAGCUGGACAGCGGUUUAUUAUUUAUCAAGGUCAGAGGUUUAAUAUCUAUGGCAACUGCAUCGAUCGUGCCGAGUUUAAAGUUGGUUGUACUCUAAACCAGUAUCAUCAGGGAGUAGAAGGUUUGAGUAAGCACGAAGCUGAGGAGCGUCUUGAACAAGUUGGCUUGAAUGAAAUUCCAUUCAGGCCUGAACCGCUGCUUUAUAUUAUCAUCGAUGAGCUCUUUUCACUCUUUCAUGUGUAUCAGCUUCUUAUGUACAUCCUUCAGUUUUGGAACAGCUAUCUGUUUGUGGCAGCUCUGAUGACCUUUAUUGUUCUGAUAAGUGCAUCCAUCACCAUUUUCACCCGCCGUCACAGUCAGAUUGCAAUUUCAAAGAUCACAGAGUAUAUCACCGACGCUGUAGUCAUGCGCAAGGGCAGGUGGACCGAGAUUGAUUCACGUAAGCUUGUACCUGGAGAUCUUCUGAAGAUCAGAAGUGAUUGGCUACUGCCGUGCGACUUGCUAAUACUUCAAGGUUCCUGCAUAUGUGACGAAAGCGCUUUAACGGGAGAAUCAAUGCCUGUGCAAAAGUAUGCGGCACCAGAUUCUUUGGAAGAAUAUCUGCCAGAAGCUCGCCAUGGCUCACACACGCUCUUUUCUGGCACUACUGUUCUUCAAGCUGGAGUAGAAAUUGAGGAUGAUGUCCUCGCUAUUGUUACUACUACAGGGAUGAAGACCUCUAAAGGACAGUUAAUUUCAAGCAUCUUGUAUCCAGAAAAGAUGCUUUUCAAGUACGAUGAGGAGCUACCUUUAGUUGUGACUUUGCUAGUCAUCUAUGGGAUGGUGUGUUUUGCUAUAUCACUUUAUUUUCAGACUCAAACAGGUGCACAGAGCUUCUGGGUUACUAAGUGGAUCUACUGCAUGGCUAUCUUAAGCCAGAUUCUAUCUCCUCUACUUCCAGUGGCUCUUGAAAUCGGACAGCUGCAAGCAGUUGAACGACUAAAGGGACGAAAAAUCUUCUGUCUAAAUCCCAAGCGCAUCGCAAUUGCCGGGAAGAUACGUGUUUUUUGUUUUGAUAAAACAGGAACAUUGACCAAGGAAGGUCUGGAUUUUACUGGCGUCCAGAGUGUGAUAGUGGACACCGAUGGUAAUGGCCUUUCUUUUGGACCCUUACAGACACUGGAGAAGGAAAAUGCAGUAGAUGCCGUUGUUUCAAUGGGACUUGCCACCUGCCACGCCGUGACUAAAUUUGGAGAUCGAUUAGUCGGGAAUCAGGUCGAGGUGAAAAUGUUUGCAUCGGUUGGCUGGAGGCUUCUAGAAAGCCCUGAUAAUUUGCCCUCCGUCAGUAGACCUGAUGGUACGGACGUAUUAACAAUUGUUAAACGCAAUGACUUUGAUCAUGCACGAGCAACCAUGAGUGUCAUCGUACAAGACAGUGAGAAGAGGCACCAUAUCUUUUGCAAGGGUUCGUUUGAGAGGAUACAUGAUCUGAGCUCUCCAGGAAGUCUUCCAGGAAAUUAUGCGGAAGUUUCUGAAAAUCAUGCUCUUGAUGGUUGCUACGUGCUGGGCUUGGCACACAGAAUGUUACCUGAAGGAACGUCUCUGGAGGACGUUUUGGCACUUUCCCGGGACGAAGUAGAACAAAGUUUGGAUUUCCUGGCUUUGAUCUUGUUUCGCAAUGAGUUGAAACCGGAGAGCCUUCAUGCAAUCCAAGACUUGAAGCAAGGAGAGGUUCGACCGUUGAUGGUGACUGGGGAUAAUGCUCAAUGCGGCUAUUACAUUGCGAAAGAGUGUGGAAUGGUGGCACCCUACGUAUCGGUCAUGUUGGGUGAUGUGUGUAAAGAUGGAAGCGUCGGUUGGACAUUAUUCAGCUCCCAGAAGAAUUCCACUGUUUUUAGCACAGAAGAUUUGCUGAAAAUCCAUCUGAAAGGUAUCGAAGGAGGAGUCAUGGAGCUUGCAGUAACAGGAAGAGCAUUUGAAGUGUUGAGAACAUCAAAUUUGAUGGAAAAAUUACUGUUUUACACCCGAAUUUUUGCUCGAUUCAAACCUGAAGACAAGGUGAAAGUAAUUGACAUGCACAGAGCAUGUGGUUUAAUUGUGGGUAUGUGCGGAGAUGGUGGCAAUGAUUGUGGAGCUUUAAGAGCAGCUCAUGCAGGCAUUGCCCUGAGUGAAGCUGAAGCAUCUGUAGUUUCUCCAUUCACAUCGAAAGACAAAUCCGUAGCAUCUGUUGUUGACCUCCUACGAGAAGGACGUGGUGCUCUACACACGUCCUUUGCUUGCUACAAGUUCCUCAUUAUGUAUGGUCUGAUGUUUUCCAUCCUCAAGCUCUGUUGCUACUGGUAUGGAAUCAUCCCCUGUCAGAUGGACUACGUCUUUAUCGAUGGAGUGGCGGUUCUCAGUCUUGGCUAUGCUAUGACUCUUAGCUAUCCCGAACGAAAACUUGGAAAGAUGCGGCCGACCUCAAGCUUAAUCGGUGCAAUGAAUACUGGAUCUAUACUCGGAGUUUGGAUUAUCAACAUAGUUUUCAUGAUUGGCGCUCUUUUGUUGAUGAACAGGGAACCGGGUUAUGUUAAGUGGCCAGCUAAGUAUUCACAUGGUGCCGAUUGGUGGACCUUGGGAGAUAACUGGGAAUCGACAGUUUUGUUCUUCACAAUGUACUUUCAGUACAUAACAUCAGCUUUCGUAUUCUCAUUUGGUGCAUCUUUUCGACGGAACGUUCUUUUCAAUUGGUUUCUAACUGUGACAUAUUGGGGCCUGGUGGUCUUUAUGUCGUUUCUUCUACUUCUGCCUCACAGUGGCUUCACAGAAUUAUGGCAUGUCUCUAGCGAGCAGUUCAAUUCACCAAAUCCUAUUUCACCUGUUUGGAGCAUGUAUCAGACAAACGGAGGUCACCCUUCACCAGAAAUGUCUUUCAGUUUCAGAUUCCGGUUAUGGUGGCUGAUAGUAGCGAACAUCUGCACAAAUGUGAUCUGGCAAAAGGUGGUUGCUGAGGGCCCAGUAGCCAAGUAUGUGGCUAAGACGUGCCCAUCGAUCCGACCCAGGUUCCACCUAUGAAGUUUUGUAGCUUUUUCAAUUCGAGCAUUUCUACAAACAAUGUACAUUGACUGUGCUACACGUGGACCCCACAGCAAGAUCGACGAUGGAUCCAUUUAGAUUAGAAUUUUGUUACUCAAUGGUUAAAGCUCAACUGUAGUUUCUUGUGGAGCAGUAGGAGGUAAGUUCCAUAUAGUUGGUUGGAAGGAAACAUAUGUACAUAUUGUUGAGUGGAAGGAAACAAUCUACGGGCUAGAGUAGUCACCAACUGGGGUACGAGUUGGAAAAAAUCGAGAUAUACUUAUACAUCCUCCUGAAGGGAGUGGCCAGCACAAAUCCAAUUGUGUAAAGCCGGAUAUCAUAAGCUAAGUGAUAAUUGCGAUUCAGUGAGAAAAUUGAUUGCCUGUGAAGGCUGAAGAUGGUGAAAAUCUUUCGUGGCAGAAUGUUCUCAGCGAUGGGAUGAAGAUAUUCGAGAGUGCGACGACGGUUUUGAGGAAGUGAUACCAAAUGAUAAUGGUUAAUAGUGGCCUCUAACAAAUAUCCCCGGAGAUAUCACUUCAUGCUUUCCAGGCCCAUUGCGAUAUUUACACUAUCGAAUGCUGCUGGGACAAUAUUUCUAAGAUUCCUGACUUUACAUGCUGUAUCGUUUUAAAAACGGUAAACGAAUAUGCGUAGGAUCAUUGGCAAAUACAGGGGCAGGUUCAGGAGGCAGCGGUGAUAUGGGCAGGUCAAAGUCUUCAGGCCUCAACGUCCAGAGUUGUUUCCUCAGUUGGAUUGUCUGCAUAGCUUUGACAACUGGACAGUGCUUUGCAGCUUUCUUGGCGAUUU
Molecule: messenger RNA, 6455 nt
Organism: Marchantia polymorpha subsp. ruderalis
Lineage: Eukaryota; Viridiplantae; Streptophyta; Marchantiopsida; Marchantiales; Marchantiaceae
Source: the annotation of a GenBank genome assembly